Messenger RNA from Rotaria sp. Silwood2, 996 nucleotides. The record is from the annotation of a GenBank genome assembly. NCBI's taxonomy places the organism in Eukaryota, Metazoa, Rotifera, Eurotatoria, Philodinida, Philodinidae.
AUGAGUUUCUCGCUUAUCAGUCAAUUCAGUAAAAUUCAACUCCUAAUUAUUCGAUAUGAAGAACCAGUUAUUCUUGUACUUGGUAAUAUCGGCAAUACGGUCAAUAUUUGGAUAUUCCUACAACGCGAUCUACGAAAAAACGUUUGCUCAUGGUAUUUUAUUUCAUUGUCCAUAGCUCAUCUCCUUCUGCUGGAUUCAUUCUGUCUUCCUCGUAUAAUUAUUACUUCAACUGGUGACAACGUUUUUCGUUACAUUUCUAUUCUCUGCAAAUUACGUGCAUAUGCAACUGAAUUAACUCUUCUGCUCUCACGAUAUUUUCUCUGUUUAAUUUCAAUCGAUCGAUGGAUGGUAACUUCAUCUAAUGCAUGGAUUCGUCAACAGAGUUCAUCUCGUGUAGCUCGAUGGUUGAUUAUUAUUGGUAUUGCUUUUUUUACAAUAAGCAGUCUGCAUGCAGCCAUAGGAUAUCAAACUAAUCCAGUUGAAUGUACACCACCAUUUGGUUCCACUUAUGAAUUUUUCGUCUCAGUCGAAAGUAUUAUCGCAUCAAUGACUCCAAUGCUUAUCAUGAGUAUAUUCAGUCUUUUGACUGUGUUCAAUGUACGCUCACGCUUAAUGCGUCAGAUUCAACCAACAAAAACUGAUGCAAGUCGGAGUCAAAUACAGUCCACUGUCACGUCAAAUGCACAAUUUUCAUAUCAACGAUUUAAAGGAAAUAUGCAACUUGUUCGAUUAUCUCUUCUUCAAGUUACGUUCUAUUUAAUGCUCAAUUCGGUCUGGUCGAUUAUUCCUCUCUACUCAUUCUUAGCAGGUGCUCAAGCCAUGAUGAACAUCAAUCAACAAAUGAUGACUUUGUUUCUUGGUAGAAUUGGCCUUAAUCUACUGUUUACGUACGCCUCGAUUACAUUCAUCUUGUAUACAUUAGCCUCGAAAUCAUUUCGCCAAGCGUGCAUUGUGGCUAUCAAGCAAUUGGGAAACACAUAUCAGCGACGGUUCUGA